AGCUAGGCUGAGCAGUGCCUACGUCGGCCUUGAGUCCCAGGGGCUGGAGGAGUUACCUUUGGAGCCCGAAAGGAGGAAGGAAGCAAAAUAUCAACACAGCGGAGGCGAGUCGGGUGUUCGGCCCCGGUCCCCCGCCUAGCCCGCCGCCCGCCCGCCCGUCCCCCCCCCCCCCGCGCCCACGACGGGGGUCCAGGCCCCGCGGCGCCGCCCAGAGCCCGCGUGGACACCAGCCUCAUUUGUUAUUCCCCCGCCCGGAGCCGCGGCUUCCCGGUGUUAAAGAUACCCCGGACCAGAAGCGAGAGCUGCCCCUCCUCAGCCGUGACACCCCCCUUCUCCCCAGCGGGACCGGAGGCUGUGCAGAAGGUGUCCUGCAGACCAUGAACUGAGCACUGGUCCCAGACCGUUCAUGAGCACAGUGUGAGGUGUGCCGAGACCUGCCACCCAGCGAUCCCCUCCCCUCCCUGGCACUGAGGAUCCCCGGAGAAGAUGGGGAGGAAAAAGAUUCAGAUCCAGCGAAUCACCGAUGAGCGGAACCGACAGGUGACAUUCACCAAGCGGAAGUUCGGGCUCAUGAAGAAGGCGUACGAGCUAAGUGUGUUAUGCGACUGCGAGAUCGCCCUCAUCAUCUUCAACCACUCCAACAAGCUGUUCCAGUACGCCAGCACGGACAUGGACAAGGUGCUGCUCAAGUACACAGAGUACAACGAGCCGCACGAGAGCCGCACCAAUGCUGACAUCAUCGAGGCGCUGCACAAGAAGCACAGGGAAUGUGAGAGCCCUGAGGUGGACGAGGUGUUUGCCCUGACCCCCCAGACGGAGGAGAAAUAUAAAAAGAUAGACGAGGAGUUUGAUAAAAUGAUGCAGAGUUAUAGACUGGCCUCAGCUGUCCCGGCCCCCAACUUUGCCAUGCCUGUGACCGUGCCCGUGUCCAAUCAGAGCUCACUGCAGUUCAGCAAUCCCAGCAGUUCCCUGGUCACCCCUUCCCUGGUGACAUCAUCCCUCACGGACCCACGGCUCCUGUCCCCCCAGCAGCCAGCACUACAGAGGAACAGUGUGUCUCCUGGUCUGCCCCAGCGCCCGGCCAGUGCAGGGGCCAUGCUGGGGGGCGACCUCAACAGUGCUAAUGGAGCCUGCCCCAGCCCUGUUGGGAACGGCUAUGUCAGUGCUCGGGCUUCCCCUGGCCUCCUCCCUGUGGCCAAUGGCAACAGCUUAAACAAGGUCAUCCCUGCCAAGUCUCCACCCCCACCCACCCACAGCGCCCAGCUCGGAGCCCCCAGCCGCAAGCCUGACCUGAGGGUCAUCACUUCCCAGGGAGGAAAGGGGCUAAUGCAUCACUUGACUGAGGACCAUUUAGAUCUGAACAAUGCCCAGCGCCUUGGGGCCUCCCAGUCUACCCACUCGCUCACCACCCCAGUGGUUUCCGUGGCAACACCGAGUUUACUCAGCCAGGGCCUCCCCUUCUCUUCCAUGCCCACCACCUACAACACAGAUUACCAGCUGACCAGUGCGGAGCUGUCCUCCUUACCAGCCUUCAGCUCACCUGGGGGGCUGUCACUAGGCAAUGUCACCGCCUGGCAGCAGCCACCACAGCCCCAGCAGCCGCCCCAGCCGCAGCCUCAGCCCCAGCCCCAGCCGCAGCCCCAGCAGCAGCCCCAGCAGCAGCAGCAGCAGCAGCAGCAGCAGCAGCAGCAGUCCCACCUGGUCCCUGUGUCUCUCAGCAACCUGAUCCCUGGCAGCCCCCUGCCCCACGUGGGUGCUGCCCUCACGGUCACCACCCACCCCCACAUCAGCAUCAAAUCGGAGCCUGUGUCCCCAAGCCGCGAACGCAGCCCUGCACCUCCCCCUCCCGCCGUGUUCCCGGCCGCCCGCCCUGAGCCUGGCGACGGCCUCAGCAGCCCAGCCGGGGGCUCCUAUGAGACGGGGGACCGGGACGACGGCCGGGGGGACUUCGGGCCCACCCUGGGCCUGCUGCGCCCAGCCCCAGAGCCCGAGGCCGAGGGCUCCGCUGUGAAGAGGAUGCGGCUCGACACCUGGACAUUAAAGUGACGCCCCCCACUCCCCCCCUCUCAGCCACCCUGAUGAAGAGUUGACAAUCUCACCGCCCACCCCCUGUCCUGGGCUCCUCCCGCUUGACCCCCACUUCCUUUCUUGUGCUCCGUGUCCUGUUGACGGUUACCUUUGUGUAUAAUUAUUAUUAUGUUAUUAUUAAUAUUAUUUUUUUUUAAUUUGGGUUCUCACUUUGGAGAGGGGGGUGCUCCCAUCCCCUUUCUGCACCCCCGCCAUUCUCACCGGCCGCGGGAGCUCUCUCCGCGGGAAGGGGAACACUUUGCACGUUGCACACAUAUGCUGCAGGAGGGGCGGGGGGGCUGUUGGGCUUUCGGGGAAGGACAGGUGCCGAGCCCUGCAUGCGGAGCCCUCCCACCCCGCCCCCCAGAUAGUGGGAAAUAACCAAAAAAACUACCAAACAACAAAACCCUUACAACAGACUGAACCCCAAAGCUGGUGUGAUGGUGGGUUUGUGUGUCAGGGGAAAGCGAGGAGGAGGCUCUGUAAAGGGUGUCUGCCUCCGGGCUGUCCCUGCGGCAGGAUGCCCAGGCCCGGCCCCACAAGCCCCUGCACACACACGGCACUUGCUCACUGGUUCUGUGUGAGCUGCACCUCCCGGGUGUGGGGGUGCUGGCUGAGCUUUGGGGCCGGGAAGGCUGCCUAGGGAUCUGAGGCUGCAGGGAGGCUUGGAGGGAGCGCCCCUCUGAAGCACAUUUGGAGAGAAAGAGCCAUGAGGAGAGAGAAGGCUGAGGAGGGACAGGGCUGGGACAAGGGGUGAGCAUCCCUUCCCUCUCCCAGCGCUUUCUCUGAGACACAGUGCAAUAGCUACCCAGCCCUCGGUGGACACCAGCGCAGUAAAGCUGGCCACAGCGUGCAGGGAGAACUGGGGAGAGGAACUUGAGUGAGGUGACGAGGUGAGGAGGUGACUCACUGGGAGCGGGUCUGGUCACUUUGGGAUGCCUGAGGACGGGACCCUUGCAUCCUGGGGGCGAGUGUGAGUGAGGGGACUUGAACUUCCUUGCACGUACAUAUUCCCAGAGGAGUGGACGUAGGGAUGGGUGAGAGGAUGGGAAAGGAGACCGGAGGUCUGCAGAGGUCUGCCUCCCUUCUUUUCUCCUUGGCCCUUCUCCCCGCCCUCUUCCUAGCUCCUGCUCCUGCCCCCGAUCGGCUCCGGACCCCACCUCCCUGUUCUCGGCGCCCUCAUUGUCUGGCUACCUCCUGUCCCACCACCCCAAGGCCGAAUCCCACCUUCCCUCUUGGCUACUGUAAUUGUAAAUAGCAACCUUUGGAAAAGUUAGCAGUGUAACAGUCCAGGAAACUGUUGUUUUUUUUUUGUUGUUGUUGUAUUGAUAUGAAAUGAGAUUCUAUUUUUGUCAAAGUAUAUUGUAAUAAUAAUGACUCAAACGCCCGUACUGUA
Pipistrellus kuhlii (Kuhl's pipistrelle) is the source of this 3463-nucleotide messenger RNA. RefSeq names its product myocyte enhancer factor 2D (gene MEF2D). The transcript is spliced from 12 exons. Bases 487 to 2046 code for a protein of 519 amino acids. NCBI's taxonomy places the organism in Eukaryota, Metazoa, Chordata, Mammalia, Chiroptera, Vespertilionidae. Gene Ontology annotation, molecular function: protein dimerization activity; RNA polymerase II cis-regulatory region sequence-specific DNA binding; DNA-binding transcription factor activity, RNA polymerase II-specific. Gene Ontology annotation, biological process: positive regulation of transcription by RNA polymerase II; cell differentiation. The record is from RefSeq and is a predicted model, not a curated record.